AUGGAUAAACGGAUUUUCCGCUCCGAGAUCGCCGACAAAGGACUGUCCCGCCGUCGGACACAAAAGGAAUGCACUAACGCGGCGGAAUCCAAGCCGUGGGCUAUGCUCAUCCCGGUCCCUAAAAGCUCUCGUGGUGACACCUCCCCCCCCACCCACUUGUACCACACGCCUCCAUCUCGCUCUCUCAGCGGCGGCACUCUUCCAUUAACGACACUGCGACAGCCCCAUCCUCGACUCGCCAGCGCUCCACACUCGCCUCUAGCGCCGAGCUCAAGCCGCCCUAAAUCGAGCGACGCAUUAGAGGACAAUCGAAAGGCAAACAAGACACGUGCGCCUUAUUCGCUACGCCGUAGAGUCGAGAAUGCGGCCGAGCGGGCGACGCUG
Iphiclides podalirius (scarce swallowtail) is the source of this 384-nucleotide messenger RNA. NCBI's taxonomy places the organism in Eukaryota, Metazoa, Arthropoda, Insecta, Lepidoptera, Papilionidae. The record is from the annotation of a GenBank genome assembly.